AUGAUUAACCGCGGCGACACGGAUGAGCGUCGUCGGCGUCUGGAGCAGCGGCAGAAGCAAAUCGCCUACGGCAAGGAAACGGAAGGCUAUGCCAAGUACACCUGCCUCGUCCCGCGACCCUGCGACCGCGAGUACCACAACCCCCUCCACGCCCUCACCCCCCGGCCCGAGUACGACUGCAGUAAGCGGCAGUUCGACCGGGUGCUGAAUGCGUGGCGCCGGCAGCUGCAUCAGUGGGAUGACUGCGACCUCGACAACCUGGAUGAGAAGUUCUUGUCGUCGGGGAAGGCGACACUGAUGGACUUCGGACUGGCGGCGGCACCGGCCUCCACGACACACACGCCGACGACGGAUGACAAGCCCCCGCAACAGCCCACGGGUGUGAUGCAUUCCAUUGCGAAUGUGGCCGCCAUGGCCCACGACCACGACGGUGCGCGAGACGGUGGUGUUGAAGGAGGUCAGCGGGACGACGAGGAAGACGGCGGCGGUGCCUCGCACACGCGCAGUCCGGUCUUCACCGGCAACACACCAACCUCUGCGCUCUACUCCAGUGGGCUGAGCAUGCACCUUAACUCUGGUCGCGCCUCCGCGAUGACGGCGGCGGCCUGCACCCCCUCACGGCCGCAGAUGUCGGAAGGGGCAGAAGGUCCGCAGGUGGACGACUCCUUCUUUCUCCACAUGAACUCCGGCAACAGUCGCAUUGCCUCGCCGUAUCAUCCCACCUACUCCGGCACGGGACACGUCGCCAACAGCAGCUACUAUUACAACUACAACAGCGGUGGUGGUGGUGCUGGUGGCGGAGGGGCAGGGGCAGGGAACGGGCGGAGCAGCACCAACGCGUACUAUCAGCAGUUCAUGCGCAGCAACAGCUACGCCCACCACAACGGCGGCACGCCGGGCAGCAACUACGCCAUGCACAUCGGGCUGACACCGGCCCACCGCCCACCGAGCCGCAACAGCGUGCCGCAUCACAUCACCGCCAUUUUCAACUCCGAGUACGAGCUGAUGGCGCCCUCGGGUCCUGGCUCGCCAUCUGGCAUGCCGCACAACCCGCGCAGCGGCGGCAGCCCGUACCGGCUGGGGGAGCCGUGGAUGCCGAACCGUCGCAGCCCGACCUACGCGAUGUCCUCCGCGGCCCAAUGCGCCGGACACCGUGGCACCGGCAGCCCCGCCAACCACAACCACAGCAAUACGACGCCAACCGCCUCCACCUCCACCACCGCCGCGCCGCCCAACAUCACCACCGCGAACAGCGCCGGCACGAUAGUGAUGACAGGCACGCGGGGGGAGUCGCCACCGCAGACGACGGAGCUGGCGCUCAUUCCGAGCACCUCUCAGUCGAGCAGCGGCGGCUUCGCGCAGUCGCCCUACGGAUUUCGGGUACACUCACCGGUGCAGCCACAGCAGCAGCAGCCGCAAACGUCUCAGCCGGUCGCCUACGCCACCCCCCUCACACGCCCGCAGAGUCGGCCCGGACUGACGGCGAUCCAGAGCCAGCUCUCGACCAGCCCCAGCCGCAGCCCCAUCGGCCUGCCACCGCAGCAGCGGGAGCGGGUGGCCAUUGCCAUCACCAUGGCCGCUGCUGCGCGGUCGCGGCGGGGCAGCGGGUUGGUCGCCGCACCGACUACCUGGACGCCGCCGAAUCCGCAGGCACAGGUGCGGCCCAGUCCCCAUACCCCGCAGCUGCACCUCGCCGUCACCCCGCUUUCCACGAAACGACCUGAGGCACAGGAUUGA
Messenger RNA from Leptomonas pyrrhocoris, 1737 nucleotides. RefSeq lists its product as hypothetical. Gene Ontology annotation, cellular component: histone pre-mRNA 3'end processing complex; cytoplasm. The coding region runs from base 1 to 1737 and encodes 578 amino acids. The record is from RefSeq and is a predicted model, not a curated record. The transcript has a single exon. NCBI's taxonomy places the organism in Eukaryota, Euglenozoa, Kinetoplastea, Trypanosomatida, Trypanosomatidae. Gene Ontology annotation, molecular function: histone pre-mRNA stem-loop binding; mRNA binding. Gene Ontology annotation, biological process: mRNA 3'-end processing by stem-loop binding and cleavage; mRNA transport.